UUUGAAGUCCGACUGAGAGCAGGCAGAAAGAAGAGUCUAUCCUUUAUAAAAAAAUAUUUCUCCCCUCGCUGGUUCAGGAUGGCUGAACCUCGCUUUAACAAUCCCUAUUUUUGGCCUCCACCUCCCGCUAUGCCCGGCCAGCUGGAUAACCUAGUCUUGAUCAAUAAAAUCAAGGAGCAGCUGAUGGCAGAGAAGAUCAGACCGCCACAUCUGCCUGCUGCCUCAGCCCCUUCUCAACAGCCCUUACUGGCUUCCCCCAUCCAGGCGGAUGGCAGCCAGCAAGGGAUGUCCAAAGCUCACCAGAUGCCGGUUCUCCACAGCCACAGCCCGUCUCAGCCUGAUAUCGCCCUGCACGCCCGCCCCGCCUCCAGCUCAGUCACAGGUCGUAUUCUGGGGGAUGUAAACUUGAAUCUGGACGAUAAGGCAGCUAUAAAAGCCAGAGGAUUAUGGGAAGACUGGCAUCUGCGUCAACUGAUAGACCAUCCCUCUAGGACAAACCAUGUCUCAGGUGUGGCACUGGCAUCCAGAACAGGCAACCUCAACACCUCAGAGAUCAUCACCCCAACCACGCCCACCUCAAGCAGCCACAGCCGGCUGGGCGGAGCCCCCACACCUCACCUCAUCUCAGAGUUAGCUUGCAGCCAAGGGAUGGAGCCCGGGAAAAACAACGGGGGACUUGUGGGACUCCUCGGCCCUCCUCCAAAGGAGGAACGGGGACGUAAGAGGAUCAAAGCAGAGAAUGGGUCAUCUCUUCUGGUGGUGCCCUACCCAAUCCUAGCCUCAGGCAACGACCAAUCCUGUGUCACCAUUACUGCCAAAGAGGGAAAAACCUACAGGUGUAAAGUUUGUCCGCUGACCUUCUUCUCCAAGUCAGACAUGCAGAUCCACUCGAAAACGCACACAGAGGCGAAGGCUCACAAGUGUCCUCACUGCACGAAGUCCUUUGCAAAUGCAUCGUACCUGGCCCAGCACCUGCGCAUACACUUGGGUAUCAAACCUUACCGCUGCUCCUACUGCGAGAAAUGCUUUCGCCAGCUCUCCCAUCUUCAGCAGCACACCAGAAUCCACACAGGUGAUCGGCCGUACAAAUGCACCCAUCCAGGAUGUGAAAAAGCUUUUACUCAGCUAUCUAAUCUGCAGUCUCACCAGAGGCAGCACAACAAAGACAAGCCCUUCAAAUGUUCCAACUGUUUUCGUGCCUACUCAGACUCUGCCUCGCUGCAGAUUCACCUGUCCGCACACGCCAUCAAAAACGCCAAGGCCUACUGCUGCAGCAUGUGCGGCCGGGCGUACACGUCGGAGACGUACCUCAUGAAACACAUGUCUAAACACACAAUGGUGGAACAUGUGGUGUCCCAUCACUCCCCUCAACACAGGACAGAGUCUCCCACCAUCCCUAUACGGAUCUCCCUCAUCUGAGCUCCUCACCCGUCUCCCGCCAUCCUCCCAUCAGAGACGUUUCCUGUGAUAUCUGCGCCCCUCUGACGGACUUUGAACCCAUCAAUGGGUUCCAACAAUGUGCCAGACUGUACAUGUAUCUUGUGAAGAGGUACGCUUUUAACGAGUAUAUCCUCCUUUCCUUUCUUGCUGACCAGAUAGUAUUAUCGGGGACAUCCAAAGAUGACUUCUCAGCACUUUCAGGCCUGGAAAUGACAGGCCUAAAAAUUUCUUUUUCUAUUGUGACUUCACAGAAAAACAAAAAAAAACAUAAGUAUUGCUCCGGGCAGCUACGAUACAUGGAAAAUUUUUUUAAAGUUUCUGUGUUAUAAAAAGAUUACAUUGUCCUUUUUUUUAUACGGUCCAUCGAUUUCUUUACUCAAGUCUUUGCAAGAAAAAAAAAAUGCAUCAGAAAUAGUCUUCCGUUAGCUGAGUGAACAUAAAGGUGAAUGCUUAUAUAAUGUGUAUUCAUGUAUAUCGUGCCACUUUUUACGUCAGUGUUUGCAAUCUUUCACCAAUCACGUGCCCCUAACACACAUGCAAGACUGCGUUCACAUGGAAUCAGAGAGACCAGAUAUUACUUUAGUGGACGAGAGCAGGACGGUAAUGUUAGGUGAGGCUGGCAGAGAAUAACGGCAAUGAUUCCAUGUGAACACAGCAUAAUUAAUAUUUAUAUUACAGUAAUUUUCUCGCCCUGUUGCCAAACUCAUCCUGCAGGAUGUGUGACUCGGAUGGAUAUGUUUUCUUUUACAUAUAUUUUGUAAUGUUAUGAAAUAUAAAUGUGCUUUAGGUCUCCUUAAAUACAAGAGCUGUUCAACAGUGUUUCAGAAAAAGACACUAAGAAAACCCACAAACCACAAAAAAUUU
Epinephelus lanceolatus (giant grouper) is the source of this 2304-nucleotide messenger RNA. RefSeq names its product zinc finger protein 362a (gene znf362a). Gene Ontology annotation, cellular component: transcription regulator complex; chromatin; PcG protein complex. Gene Ontology annotation, molecular function: RNA polymerase II cis-regulatory region sequence-specific DNA binding; DNA-binding transcription factor activity, RNA polymerase II-specific. Lineage: Eukaryota; Metazoa; Chordata; Actinopteri; Perciformes; Serranidae. Gene Ontology annotation, biological process: regulation of transcription by RNA polymerase II. The record is from RefSeq and is a predicted model, not a curated record.